Molecule: messenger RNA, 1126 nt
Organism: Scatophagus argus
Lineage: Eukaryota; Metazoa; Chordata; Actinopteri; Scatophagidae
Gene: srp9
Product: signal recognition particle 9
Exons: 3
Coding region: 116-376 (86 amino acids)
Biological process (GO): SRP-dependent cotranslational protein targeting to membrane; negative regulation of translational elongation
Cellular component (GO): signal recognition particle, endoplasmic reticulum targeting
Molecular function (GO): 7S RNA binding
Source: RefSeq, a predicted model, not a curated record
CCCAUUCUGAUUGGCUGUGUUCAGGGUGCUGCUGAUGUGGUGUUCCGAAGUUAGCAAACCCGGUCCGCUGAUACAAACAGAUUUGGUAGAAUAAUAACUCCGUUUGGUUGAAAUAAUGCCUCACUAUCAGGUUUGGGAAGAGUUUGCCCGCGCAGCAGAAAAACUGUAUCUGACAGAUCCCAUGAAGGUCAGAGUGGUUCUGAAGUACAGACACUGCGACGGAAACCUUUGCAUCAAAGUGACCGACAAUGCCGUGUGUUUACAGUACAAGACAGACCAGGCCCAGGACGUGAAGAAGAUUGAGAAACUCCACGGAAAACUGAUGAGGCUCAUGGUGUCCAAGGAGACGCACAGUGGUGCCAUGGAGACGGACUAAGAUGCUCUAUAUGCACUGACCUUCUUGUGCACCUGGACUAAGUUCAGUGGACACAGUGGUUGUUGAGAGCACAGUAUCAUCAGAAUGCGAUGUGGAAGCUUAGAGAUGAGGCAGUUGUAAAGAGGGAACAUGGUGAGACUGGUCUAGCUGCCAACACUGAUUUAAUACUGUCAGAGAUGUGAAUACUGUAUAUAUUUUAUUAUCUCAGGAUUUUGUUUUUAAGGUUCUUUCUUAAUCAUCAAAAGUCCCGUUAUCCAGCCUUUCUGUGACUGGCAUUAUGAUCACAUCCCUGAUGGUAUUAAUGUAAGGUAAGAUUAGUUAGAGGCUUCUGGGAAAUUGAAACGUAGAGAUGGAAAAUGAGAGGGGUUGGGGGAAUUUGAGACAAUAUGUAUGGGAAGUAUAAAUCCUCUGCUGCUGUGUGUGCAGCUUUGGCACCUUGAUUUUUUUUUUUUUUUUUUUAAGAGGGGCUUGAAUUUGCUUUGAAAGGGGACAAAAAGGACAGGUGAUGAAGACAAUGAUGUCUUUUCUAUUUACAUCUAUAUAACUAUGUUGGCUUCAGUUUUAGCAGAGCAAUUGGUUUCAUUCUGCUUGGACUUGUACCACAUGAAUGAAGCAGAAUUUUCUGAUUUCCUAACAGCAGUGUUGAGAAAACCCCUGACUUCUAUGAAGAGACCGCACACGUCCAAAUGCCAUUUCAUCAUCUGAGAAUCACUGUUGCAGGUUCAAUAAAUGUUUAUUUACCCCAGUACA